UGAUUCAUCAUCAUCAUAUAUAUACAUAAACAUGCAUACACAAAUGAUAUAUACACAGACCUAUAUAUAUAUAUGCUCUACAUAAAGCCUUUAUAAUUGCUUUGAAGCUUACGCAGUCUCACAUUAAAGCAACAACCUUUCUCUCUCUCUGAUUCUCUUGUCUGAGAAAUCUCAGUUUCAGAGCUUCAGGUUCUUUAUUCUUCGUCGUCUUCUUCUUCUUCAAAUCUGCAUGCUCGAUCUAGACGAUGAAUGUGCGUCGGAGUUUGUGAUCGGAGAUUAAAAGCUUUAAACCUUUCGGAGUGAUCGAGAGAGAGAGAGAAAAACAAUGCGGGUGAAGGAGCUGCAUCCUCUCUGCUGCAUCACUCUGGAGAGUCCACAUGGGAUUGAUGAUAAUAACAGGCCACCGGUGGAGCCGGUGACGAAUUUGACUAGGUCGAGGAGUCUACCGGCGACGUCGUUAUCCGGUGGAUCGGACCGGAGGAAAGUGACAUCGGUUGGAUCGGAGUCGGUGGCUGGGAUCUUACACAAGUGGACCAACUUCGGCAAAGGAUGGAGAUCUAGAUGGUUCCUCCUCCGCAACGGAAUCUUGUCUUACUCCAAGAUCCGGCGACCGGAGAAUCUGAAUCUUCUCUCUCCUUCGGAAGAUGUGAGGCUCAUCGGAGAUGUCUCCGCCGGUCGUCUCUCGAGGAUGGAUAGUUGCAGUGGUCGCCGGAAACAGCAGAACACCGUCGGCAUUGUUCAUCUCAAGAUUUCUUCUUUCAGAGAAAGCAAGUCUGAAGAUAGAAAGUUCUAUAUAUUCACAGCUACUAAGACUCUUCAUCUGAGGACUGAUUCUAUAAGUGAUAGAGCAGCUUGGUUACAAGCUUUAGCAUCUACAAAAUGCAUUUUCCCUCUCCGGUCACUUAAUGGUGAUUUCUCCUUCACCUCACCAAAGGAUUUGUCCAUAACAACCGAGAGACUAAAGAAACGGUUGCACGAAGAGGGAAUAAACGAUAAUCUUGUAAAAGAGUGCGAGCAGAUCAUGCUCUCAGAGUUUUCUGAAAUGCAUGAACAAAUCAAACUUCUACAUGAAGAACGGACCAAUUUGUUUGAUGCAUUGAGACAGCUAGAGACAGCUAAUCUUGAAGCUGAAACAUCAGGGAACGAUGACAAUGGCUACCAAUUAACUAAGCAUGGAUUUUCAAGCCUAGGACGUGGAAAAUAUAGUGAAUGCAGCACAACUGCUUCAUCUGAUGAUAAACAAGAGUUUGAGUAUGUGUCCGAGGAAGAUGAGCCUUCCUUCCAUGACACAAAGGGGUACUUUAAUGAACCUAAUGUUGGUUCUGGAUCCAAUGGAUACACUGAUAUAAAGAGAAGAACAAAACUUCCUAAUCCAGCUGAAAAAGAGAAAGGUGUCAGUCUUUGGUCUAUGAUCAAAGACAACGUUGGAAAAGAUCUCACCCGAGUUUGCCUCCCUGUGUAUUUCAAUGAACCAACAUCAUCCCUUCAAAAGUGCUUUGAAGACUUAGAGUACUCUUAUCUUCUGGACCGAGCAUAUGAACAUGGAAAAUCUGGGAACGGUCUCUUAAGAGCCUUAAACGUUGCGGCUUUUGCUGUCUCUGGAUAUGCUUCCACUGAAGGCCGUCACUGUAAGCCAUUCAACCCUUUGCUUGGAGAAACCUAUGAAGCUGACUUUCCUGAAAAGGGGAUACGUUUCUUCUCUGAAAAGGUCAGCCACCACCCAACAGUUAUCGCCUGCCACUGUGAAGGUAAAGGGUGGAAGUUCUGGGGUGACACUAACCUCAAGUCAAAGUUUUGGGGGAGAUCUAUUCAAGUUGAACCUGUAGGAGUUUUGACUCUGGAGUUUGAUGAUGGAGAAGUAUUUCAAUGGAGCAAGGUAACAUCAACUAUAUACAAUAUCAUACUAGGUAAACUCUACUGUGAUCAUCAUGGUGUGAUGCAAAUCCGUGGGAACCGCCAAUAUUCUUGUACUCUCAAGUUUAAGGAGCAAUCCAUACUUGAGAGGAAUCCUCAUCAGGUAAAUGGUUAUGUAGAAGACGUGUCUGCCAAGAAAGCUGCAACGGUGUUUGGUAAAUGGGAUGAUAGCCUUUACUAUGUUGCUGGUGAAGGAGUCAGCAAGACGAAAGUCAGUGAUCCCGCAUCAAAUGCCUCGUUACUAUGGAGAAGGACCAAACCACCGCCUAAUGUAACUAGAUACAACUUAACCUCAUUUGCCAUUACCAUGAACGAGCUAACACCUGGUUUGGAGGAGAUGCUUCCUCCCACGGACUCUAGGCUCAGGCCAGAUCAACGGCAUCUAGAGAAUGGUGAAUAUGAGAAGGCAAACUUAGAGAAACAACGGUUAGAAAGAAGACAAAGAAUGUCACGGCAACUUCAGGAAAGCGGGUGGAGACCGAGAUGGUUCGAUAAACAAGUAGAAAGUGAAACCUUCAAGUACACAGGAGUUUACUGGGAAGCACGAGGACACAGGACUUGGGAUGAUUGUCCCGACAUCUUCGGUGAGUUCACAGAAGAGCAGCUAGCUGAUUCUGCUUAAAAUAACCCGUUCUAAGUUUCAUUUCCAGGUAAUAUACCCACCCUACAAGAUCUUGUAACCAGCUAGCACAAUCUGUCCCUUGUAUUCUUUUAGUAGAGAAUCCGAAACAGGAACAUAAUCUUCUUGAUUAAUUAUUUCGUUUCUUGCAUUGAAGUCUUCUUAAGAGAAGAUUUACAUCAGGACGACACUGGAGUUGUUUUACAUAAAAGAAACGUCUCUCGACAUGGAAACAUACUUUUGGUAGAGUGUCUCUGUAAAGUCUUUUCUCCUCCUCUUCUUUAUCUCUGUAUCUUUCGUUCUGUACCUCUCUCGUUAAAUAGUUACGAUUAAUGUAGGUUGGUUAUAACAUUUGGGACAAGUUCAUUGUGAUCCAUAUGUAUUUUAAUUAAAAAUAUGUGAGGAAUAAAAAUAAAUCCAGGCAAA
Brassica napus (rape) is the source of this 2959-nucleotide messenger RNA. Its product is annotated as oxysterol-binding protein-related protein 2A. The coding region runs from base 326 to 2536 and encodes 736 amino acids. NCBI's taxonomy places the organism in Eukaryota, Viridiplantae, Streptophyta, Magnoliopsida, Brassicales, Brassicaceae. The transcript is spliced from 10 exons. Gene Ontology annotation, cellular component: membrane; cytosol; intracellular membrane-bounded organelle. Gene Ontology annotation, molecular function: sterol binding. The record is from RefSeq and is a predicted model, not a curated record.